Molecule: messenger RNA, 1108 nt
Organism: Tauraco erythrolophus (red-crested turaco)
Lineage: Eukaryota; Metazoa; Chordata; Aves; Musophagiformes; Musophagidae
Source: RefSeq, a predicted model, not a curated record
AGAGUUGCAGAAUUAAAAGGCACAAAGCAGACAGCAACUGGUUCAGCUGCUAGCACAUCAUCCCAUCCUGUCAAAAGAAAAACUGUUGACACAGAAAAUACAGAGUUAAAGAGAGUAAAAGGUACAGACGAAAAGCCACAUACAUCUACAUCUGGGCUACCAGCAGAUUUUUUUGAUGAAACAGAGCAAGAUAGUGCAAACAAACAGCUUUCAAAGGGUCCAGGUCCCAGUCUAUUGUCAGUAAAUUAUGACGACGAUGAUGAUGAUGAUGAAGAGGAAGAACAAGAUCAAUCAGACACAUCUUCUGUUAUGCACAAAGCUGAAAUUCCACCUCCAACUCAAGACGUAGUAGCUAAUUCUCUACCUGCAGACUUCUUUGACAGCAAAACUACGGCUGCUCCUAUAGUUUCCCAUUCAGGAUCCAUACAGAAAGCAGAGAUACAAGAGAAGGUAGUGGAAAGGAAAGAAAACACUGCUGAAGCUUUGCCAGAAGGUUUCUUUGAUGAUCCUGAAGUGGAUGCAAAAGUGCGAAAAGUUGAUGCUCCAAAGGAUCAAAUGGACAAAGAAUGGGAUGAAUUUCAAAAGGCAAUGCGACAGGUCAACACAAUUUCAGAAGCAAUAGUGGCAGAAGAGGAUGAGGAGGGACGACUAGAUCGUCAGAUUGGAGAAAUUGACGAGCAGAUUGAAUGUUACCGCCGUGUUGAGCUUUUGCGUAACCGCCAGGAUGUGAUGAAGGAGAAGUUAAAGGAAGCCAUGAGAUUAAGAGCAACUCAAGAGAAAGAGGAUGAGGCUGUCGGUAGCGAAGAUGAAGAAGAGCUGCAGGAUUUGCUGUCUCAAGACUGGCGGGUGAAAGGGGCUUUGUUGUAGCAUUUCUGCAACGUGGUUGACAUUCUCUUUAUCUGUGAUGUUACUUCCGUUGUUAGGAGUGAGAUGCUUUUGUUAAAUAUUUAUUUAAAAAGGAUGGUGAGAUGGCAAAGAGCCAAGCAUAUUAAAAAAACCCACAUCUUCAUAGAUUUAUGAUAGCGUAUUACUCGCUGUAAAAACUGUAUAUUGCAAAUGUUUUACAAUAUUGUAUGUACCUUUCCUAUUAAAAUUAUUGGUUUCCUAC